Molecule: messenger RNA, 3693 nt
Organism: Lotus japonicus
Lineage: Eukaryota; Viridiplantae; Streptophyta; Magnoliopsida; Fabales; Fabaceae
Product: chloroplastic group IIA intron splicing facilitator CRS1, chloroplastic
Exons: 10
Coding region: 61-2460 (799 amino acids)
Biological process (GO): RNA splicing, via transesterification reactions
Molecular function (GO): mRNA binding
Source: RefSeq, a predicted model, not a curated record
CUUCUUCACCAAGUGUGGUAGAGUUGUGGAGUAGCCAUUGAACCUUGUUUAGCUUCCACCAUGUUGUCCCUUCACUCUUCAGCAUGCUCUCACAUGUUUCACAUUUCCUCUUCAUUGCUCCCAAACCCCCACAACAACAACCUUAAUCCUCACCAACCCAGUAAUUCCCUUCCAAUUCCCAAGUCCCAUUCUGAUUCUGCUGCCAUCAAAGCCCCCACAGCUCCAUGGAUGAAGGGUCCUCUUCUUCUCCAACCCCACGACCUUCUCGACCUCUCCAAACCCAAAAAGGGCCAUGUGGGUAAGCGUGAGCCUUCUGAGAAAGCCUUGAAUGGCAAAGAGGCCAGAGGGAAGAAAGCUAUGAAGAAAAUUGCCCAGAGGGUUGAGAAUCUCCAUAGGGGUCGUGAUUCAGCUGAGGGUCAAAUGGGUUCUGAAAAAGUUGGAAGGUUUGGGGUGAGUUUGGAGAGUUUGAAGGAGAAUGAGGCUGAAAUGGGUUCUGAAAAAGUUGUAGACGUUGGGGCUUGUUUGGAGGAAAAUGAAGCUGAAAUGGGUUCUGAAAAAAUUGGAAGCUUUGGGGCAUGUUUGGAGAGUUUGAAGGAGAAUGAAGAAGAGGAGGUUGGGAGUAGGAGGAGGAGAAUGCCAUGGGAGAAGGAUGAGGGGAUUGGUUUUCUGAGGGUGAGGAAGGAAAGGCCUGUCACCGCUGCGGAGUUGAGUCUUGAUAAGGAGCUGCUUCAGAGGUUGAGGGGGGAGGCUGCAACAAUGAGAACAUGGGUCAAGGUUAAGAAAGCUGGUGUUACACUUGCUGUUGUGGAUGAGAUUAAACGGACUUGGAGGACUAAUGAACUUGCCAUGAUUAAAUUUGACAUCCCUUUGUGCCGAAACAUGGAUAGGGCUCACGAAAUUGUUGAGAUAAAGACUGGAGGCUUGGUUGUAUGGAGGAAGAAGGAUGUUCUUGUGGUUUACAGAGGAGCCAACCAUCAGUUGAACUCUAAAGGUUCUCCAAAUAUUUCUGCUCGCUAUAUUCAUAGUCCAAGAACAAAUCCUCAUGAAAUGAAUGGCGUGAAGUCAGCUACGAAAGGUGAUCUUUACCGGACUAAAUCCAACCGUAGUAUAACUGAGAUGCUGAGCUGGAAUGCUGAUGAUAAGGAUUCUCUAUCAACUGACGUCCAAGAUACGAAUUACCAGCCAGUCAGCGGAGCAUUGUAUGAGAGGGAAUGUGAUAGAUUAUUGGAUGGCUUAGGACCUCGAUUCAUUGAUUGGUGGAUGCACAAGCCACUUCCGGUGGAUGCUGACUUACUUCCAGAAGUGGUUCCCGGAUUUGAGCUUCCAUCUAGGCUUUGCCCACCUCAUGCUCGUGCAAGACUAACUGACAAUGAACUAACAUAUUUUAGGAACAUCUCUCAUCCUUUACCGACUCAUUUUGUCCUUGGAAAAAACAAAAGGCUUCAGGGCUUAGCUGCUGCUAUAUUAAAGUUGUGGCAGAAGAGUCCUAUAGCAAAAAUUGCUAUCAAGUACGGAGUUCCAAAUACUGACAAUGAAGCAAUAGCCAAUGAACUGAAGCGUCUCACUGGAGGAGUUCUGUUGUUGCGCAACAAGUUUUACAUAAUAUUGUAUAGGGGAAAAGAUUUCCUUCCUAGAAGAGUUGCAGCUUUGGUAGAAAAGAGAGAAUUGGAGCUUCAAAGUUGUCAAUUUCACGAAGAAGUUGCACGGAUGAAAGCAAUUCAAACCUUUUGUUCUAUUGAUGAACUGCCACAGCACACUAGUACAAGUGGAACUUUAACUGAAUUUAGGAAAAUUCAAUCAAAGCAUGAGGAUAUUCAAAAAGUAAAUGUAGAUUUAAACAUUCCACUGGAAGCAGAAAUCUUUAGACUGGAGAGGGAAUUGAAAGAGGAACAACACAAAGCUUUCAUUCUUGAAAAGAAAAUAGAGAGAUCAACAAGGGAAUUAUCAAAGUUAAAUGCUAGAUGCGUGCCUGCUGAGCAGGAUGCAGACUUGGAAAUAAUGACAGAUGAGGAGAGAGAAUGUUUCCGAAAGAUAGGAUUGAAGAUGAGAAGUUGCUUAGUGCUUGGUAGGCGUGGAGUCUUUGAUGGUGUAUUGGAAGGUCUACAUCAGCAUUGGAAGCACAGAGAAGUAGUGAAGGUUAUUACGAUGCAGAGACUAUUCCGUCAGGUCAUGUACACUGCAGAAUUUCUGGAGACAGAAAGCGGUGGAAUUUUAGUUUCAAUUGAUAAACUGAAAGAGGGCCAUGCUAUUAUUAUUUACCGUGGAAAAAACUAUAGACGUCCUUCAGGGAAGUUAGCAAAAAAUCUUUUAACCAAAAGAAAAGCAUUGGCUAGGUCUCUUGGAAUGCAGAGAGUUGGAUCACUGAAGUUUUUUGCUUAUCAAAGACAGCAGACAAUCUCUGAUUUGAAGCUGAAACUAGCUGACCUGCAGCAGAGAAAGGAAAUUAAACUGAGAAUUUGAAAAUUAAUGUAUGCAUGUCUAAGAUGCAUAUCAAGCUGCAACUUCUCUUCAGUCGUCUUCUCAUUGACGGUUGACAAGAAAAGACAUGGAAAAUUCUACAAGCAUUAGCAGGCUUGAGCAUGAAACUGUGAAACGAAGUAUCACUUUUGCUGCUGCCUGGAAUCCUUGAAGUUGCAUUUCUUCUUGGAGGAAAUGAGAUACGCCCAAGUUACAUCCUGUAAGUUUGAGAAAGGUACACAUGAAAAUUAUAAUGGAGACAUUUCAGAAGAAUAUAAGAUAGGCUUUGGAGGAUAAGGUAUUGCCUGAAGUGAUCCUUCUAGCAUUUCUAUUACUUUAGUCAUUGAUGGCCUAUUCGACGGAUUUGUUUGAAUGCACCAGAGACUCACCAUAGUAAUCUUCCUUACCAUGUCAUUUUCUUCUUCUGAGAUUUCUGAAAGUUUUGCAAGAUUACCUUGCUCAAGAUCCUUAUAAAUCCAGUCUGGAAAGUACAUUUCAGUGGUAUAUGACCCUCCAGUGUCAUGGUUCUUUCUUCCUCCAAUCAUUUCAAGAAUCAACAUACCAUAACUGUAUACAUCAGACUUGUGCGAAACCCCGCCAAACGUCCGGCUAAACACUUCUGGUGCUAUGUACCUCUUGCGCCCACCAUGGACACAACACUAUCCUUCUUCUGGCAUAUUUUCGCUAGUCCGAAAUCCGAGAUUUUUGGGCAUAAAUCUUCAUCCAAAAGAAUGUUUUGGGGUUUGAUAUCAAGAUGCAAAAUCCUUGAAGUACAUCCAUGGUGUAAGUAUUCUAGUCCUCGUGCAAUACCAAUUGCAAUUUGGCAUAACAUGUUCCGAUCCAUGUUACAAAUAGCAUUUGGAAAUCCACUUUUAUAGAUGAACUUGUCCAAUGAGCCAUUGGGCAUGAAUUCAUAUAGUAGUGCUCUUUUGUUCAUCUCAUAACAGAAACCCAGAAGACAAUGUUCAUGUGGGAUGUUCUACUGAUGCUAGCAACCUCAUUUAUGAAUUCUUCUCCAUUUCCAUUGGACUCAUUUAUCAUUUUCACCGCCACUUGACGACCAUCCUGUAAGCUUGCUUUAUACACAACACCGAAUCCUCCCUGGCCUAAUUUGUCUUGGAAUGAGUUUGUGAUCCUUUUCACUUCUGCAUAACUGUAUCGCUUUGGCACCAACAGAUCACAACUUUUGAGGAAAUCCUCAUUACUUUUGUCAUGAAAUGUUCUUGUUUUCUUGAA